Bombina bombina (fire-bellied toad) is the source of this 3178-nucleotide messenger RNA. RefSeq names its product mitochondrial carrier 2 (gene MTCH2). The record is from RefSeq and is a predicted model, not a curated record. The transcript has 13 exons. The coding region runs from base 55 to 954 and encodes 299 amino acids. Gene Ontology annotation, cellular component: mitochondrion; membrane. NCBI's taxonomy places the organism in Eukaryota, Metazoa, Chordata, Amphibia, Anura, Bombinatoridae. Gene Ontology annotation, biological process: positive regulation of apoptotic process.
GUUCGGUGUCAGUGUCUCCUUGAAGGAUUUCUCCGGUCACGUGACAGGUCCAACAUGGCGGACACAGCCAGUCAGUUGCUGCUGGGCUCCGGCAUGACCGUGCUGUCCCACCCGCUGUUGUAUGUCAAGAUGCUGGUGCAGGUGGGACAUGAGCCGCUGCCUCCUACUUUGGGGAGAAAUAUGUUUGGACGUCAGGUGUACCAGCUCCCAGGCCUCUUUGCAUAUGCAAGACACAUAGUUAGUAUUGAUGGUAAGACCGGGCUUUUCAAGGGCUUAGCUCCCAGACUGUGUGCAGGAGCUUUUGGGACUUUAGUACACAGUAAAGUCUUGCAGCUCUACAAGGGGAAUGAGGAUACAGAGGAGCCCAUUUGUGAAAACAAAGAAACCUCAACCUCGCUUGACCGUGUUAUCAAAGAGACCACUCACGAGAUGAUCGCUCGUUCUGCUGCUAACCUAAUUACACAUCCCUUUCAUGUGAUCACUCUACGGUGCAUGGUCCAGUUCAUUGGGAGGGAAACCAAAUAUAAUAGCGUGUUUGGAUCCAUCAUAACGAUCUACAAAGAGGAAGGCAUCCUUGGCUUCUUUGUGGGCCUUAUUCCAAGGCUUUUAGGUGACAUUAUAUCUCUGUGGAUCUGUAAUACCGUGGCCUAUUUUAUCAACACAUAUGCACUUGAAAAUGGGGGAGUUGGGGAAAUGAAAGGCUACUCUCAGGCUAUUACUGGGUUUGUUGCUGGUAUGGUGACCUAUCCAUUUGUGCUGGUCUCUAAUCUCAUGGCUGUGAAUAACUGUGGGUUAGCCGGGGGCUACCUUCCUUAUGCACCUGCGUACACCUCUUGGAUAGACUGCUGGAGACAGCUAAACAGAGAGGGUAACUUGAAUAGAGGAAACAGCCUAUUCUUCCGCAAGGUGCCUGCAGGAAAGAGCUACGUAUAUGAACAGAAGAGAUUUUAUUAAAUUGAGCAUCAGGAAUUCAGUCUUCACCCUUGGCCGUUUACAUUAUGGGAGCAAGGAAGAGUGUUAAUUUGUACACAUUUUGUUUACUAUAAUGUAUGAUUUAUUGAUUUUUUUUUUUUUUUUAAUAAUCAUUCAUUCUUGAAAACAGAACGCAUCAAAUCAUUUUUAAAACCUUAAGCGCAUUUAAUAUAUUAAAACCACAGUAACGUUUUUCUUAAUCUGCUGACCUUCAGCAAACUGUAUAAUUAUUUCUGAUUGAGCAGCUAAAUAUAUUUUUUAAGAAUCUGUAGUAUCAGUCAGUAUGUCUUGAUAUCCUCUGUUGGGGACUGAACAAGUUCCUUAUUCUUUAAUAUUCAGCUGAGGUAUCCGUCUAUGAUGAAAGUGUAUUGGUAUAUGCAACAAAAAAAAAUUAUUAAAUGAAGACAAAUUAUUUUCCAGAUUAAACACAGUGGCAGACGCCAUCAGUGUUAAAUAAUCUGUACAACUUGGAGCGACAAUAAAAACACCUUGUUUUUAUCUAAAAUUGUACUUUAUCCCUUACUCCCUAGAUGGGCCAGAAAGCAAAAUGCUGCAAAUUGCCAAAAACAGCUAUUUUAUUUGCAGAAUUAGCUUUUUUGGUCUCCAUAGGGAUUGUGGGACAAGCAACAUUUUACACAAAAACAAGGUGUUUAGUGUUCAUUCGAUAUAUUGCUUUUCCACUUAAUCCAAUUGUAUUGUAUUCUAGAAGCUAAUUGUCAGUGUAUGCCUUCUAAACAGGUUUACCAUAGCCACGUCUUGCUGAUAUCCUUGGUAGGUAUAUAAGGGCUAAUCAUUGGCUCUCAUGUUGAUUGAGUCUCAAGCAUUCCAGAGGGUAACCUAAAUUAUGGAAAUGUUGUGAUACACAGCUAAAGAACAAUUCUACAUUGUAAGAUCAUUUUCUAUUUUAAGUAUAUCACAAGUUGAUCAAAGUGUAACAGGUCUGUUUGCUGGUGUGAUUGUCCCACCUGUGUUCUAAAACACAUACAAUACAAGUGUUUUCUAUCAUUCAUUCAAAUGGUAUGUUAACAAGAAAAAAAACAUAUGGGGGUAAAUGUGAAAACACACACGUAAUCUCCAUGUCAACGCAUCUCUUGGAAGUCAAAUUUCACAUGUAAAGGCCAAUUUUGGGUUUUGUGUAAAUGAUCACAACAUGCAUAGACAACCAUUUGGGCUUUGAGAUAUAUUUGUUAUGCCAAAGCCUCCUUUUCUUUGUGCAGCCUGUGAUUGGUUGCACUAAUGCAUACGUUCCAGUGAUCAGAAAAUACUUUUAAAAAUGCAGUUUUUGGCUAACCGUUCCUACAGUUCCUUUUUUAAAAAAAAAAAUCUAUACAAUCUUUUGUCUAAAUUCAUUUUUAAAUAUAUUAAAGAUGGGGUUUCCUUUUUAUGCAGUUUUUUUUUUCUUUUUACCAUCUGUCCAACAGAUUGCAUGAAACCCCUAAGCUGUAACUGAUAUGUAUUUACCAGUACGUGGGUUUUAGAAUUGACAAACUGUUAAACUGCAGCUUAAUCGUACAUACAAAACUGGUGCUGUUUAUGGGCAAAAUAAAAUACUAAUUAUAGUUCUCUACAGCUCUUGCUAUGUUACAGCCUUGAUUUAGUUUGUGGGGUCCUUUAUGACACAUGCUCAUUAACCUCUUGGUUGCCAGAAGACUAUGAAGACCUGUUGGACAGCUAAUUGUUGCAGUGCUGUUUGUAGCCAGGAUGGUUAAUAUAAUUUGACUGUGAUCUUUAUUCAUGGUGUUAGAGCAUUUAUAUAUAAAUAAAAUGCAACACAGAUUAUUCUCUAAUUUUGAUAUUUUGUUUUAAACAACUGUGCCUGUCUUCUUCCAUAUUAAAGCAGUGCAGGGGCUGUUUUGUUCUGUUCCACUCCCUGUUCUGAAUAUGAGGUGUGACUGUUGGAACAAAGCUGUGAUAUCUCAUCUGUAAUUACAAUUAAAGCACUGUUACAGAAAACUGUUUUCUAUCUUUAGCCUGGAAUAGAAAAACUGUAUUGGCCAUUGUAUUAGAAGAAAGCAUUAAUUAUUUUUGCAAAAAAAAAUAGCAAAAGAGAUCUAUCAGGAACAUAAAAUACCUUUCAAUUACAUUCUUCUGUAGGCUACCAAAAGAUAAAAGGGAUACGAAACCCAACAAUUUCCUUUUAGUUAAUCAGAAUGUGCAAUUUUAUAAAACUUUUCAAUUAACUUUAUAAAACUUUUCAAUUAUCAAA